This is a messenger RNA of Pan troglodytes (chimpanzee), 2353 nucleotides long. It is a transcript of the gene BAK1, whose product is annotated as BCL2 antagonist/killer 1. Bases 467 to 1102 code for a protein of 211 amino acids. NCBI's taxonomy places the organism in Eukaryota, Metazoa, Chordata, Mammalia, Primates, Hominidae. The record is from RefSeq and is a predicted model, not a curated record. The transcript is spliced from 6 exons. Gene Ontology annotation, cellular component: mitochondrial outer membrane. Gene Ontology annotation, biological process: extrinsic apoptotic signaling pathway in absence of ligand; release of cytochrome c from mitochondria; regulation of apoptotic process. Gene Ontology annotation, molecular function: BH domain binding; porin activity.
AGGUGGGGGAGAAGAUCAAAGACAAGGAUUGAGAAUCAGGGAUGGGAAAAGCAGUGGGCCACUGACAGCCGCUCUGCCUGCCUGGGAGGUGGGGUGGGGAAAGUGGGCGGGACAUGCUCCUGGGCCUGGCCCACCCAGAUCACCCCUACAGGCUGUCGGCCUGUGCGUCUGCAUCCGGUGGCCACAGAGCAACUUCCUCUAGAGGGAGCUGAUUGGAGCCGGGUGCCGCUGGCACCUCUAUGAUCACUGGAGUCUCGCGGGUCCCUCGGGCUGCACAGGGACAAGUAAAGGCUACAUCCAGAUGCCGGGAAUGCACUGACGCCCAUUCCUGGAAACUGGGCUCCCACUCAGCCCCUGGGAGCAGCAGCCGCCAGCCCCUCGGGACCUCCAUCUCCACCCUGCUGAGCCACCUGGGUUGGGCCAGGAUCCCGGCAGGCUGAUCCCGUCCUCCACUGAGACCUGAAAAAUGGCUUCGGGGCAAGGCCCAGGUCCUCCCAGGCAGGAGUGCGGAGAGCCUGCCCUGCCCUCUGCUUCUGAGGAGCAGGUAGCCCAGGACACAGAGGAGGUUUUCCGCAGCUACGUUUUUUACCGCCAUCAGCAGGAACAGGAGGCUGAAGGGGCGGCUGCCCCUGCCGACCCAGAGAUGGUCACCUUACCUCUGCAACCUAGCAGCACCAUGGGGCAGGUGGGACGGCAGCUCGCCAUCAUCGGGGACGACAUCAACCGACGCUAUGACUCAGAGUUCCAGACCAUGUUGCAGCACCUGCAGCCCACGGCAGAGAAUGCCUAUGAGUACUUCACCAAGAUUGCCACCAGCCUGUUUGAGAGUGGCAUCAACUGGGGCCGUGUGGUGGCUCUUCUGGGCUUCGGCUACCGUCUGGCCCUACACGUCUACCAGCAUGGCCUGACUGGCUUCCUGGGCCAGGUGACCCGCUUCGUGGUCGACUUCAUGCUGCAUCACUGCAUUGCCCGGUGGAUUGCACAGAGGGGUGGCUGGGUGGCAGCCCUGAACUUGGGCAAUGGUCCCAUCCUGAACGUGCUGGUAGUUCUGGGUGUGGUUCUGUUGGGCCAGUUUGUGGUACGAAGAUUCUUCAAAUCAUGACUCCCAAGGGUGCCCUUUGGGGUCCCGGUUCAGACCCCUGCCUGGACUUAAGCGAAGUCUUUGCCUUCUCUGCUCCCUUGCAGGGGUCCCCCCUCAAGAGUACAGAAGCUUUAGCAAGUGUGCACUCCAGCUUCGGAGGGCCCCUGCGUGGGGGCCAGUCAGGCUGCAGAGGCACCUCAACAUUGCAUGGUGCUAGUGGGCCCUCUCUCUGGGCCCAGGGGCUGUGGCCGUCUCCUCCCUCGGCUCUCUGGGACCUCCUUAGCCCUGUCUGCUAGGCGCUGGGGAGACUGAUAACUUGGGGAGGCAAGAGACUGGGAGCCACUUCUCCCCAGAAAGUGUUUAAUGGUUUUAGCUUUUUAUAAUACCCUUGUGAGAGCCCAUUCCCACCAUUCUACCUGAGGCCAGGACGUCUGGGGUGUGGGGAUUGGUGGGUCUAUGUUCCCCAGGAUUCAGCUAUUCUGGAAGAUCAGCACCCUAAGAGAUGGGACUAGGACCUGAGCCUGGUCCUGGCCGUCCCUAAGCAUGUGUCCCAGGAGCAGGACCUACUAGGAGAGGGGGGCCAAGGUCCUGCUCAACUCUACCCCUGCUCCCAUUCCUCCCUCCGGCCAUACUGCCUUUGCAGUUGGACUCUCAGGGAUUCUGGGCUUGGGGUGUGGGGUGGGGUGGAGUCGCAGACCAGAGCUGUCUGAACUCACGUGUCAGAAGCCUCCAAGCCUGCCUCCCAAGGUCCUCUCAGUUCUCUCCCUUCCUCUCUCCUUAUAGACACUUGCUCCCAACCCAUUCACUACAGGUGAAGGCUCUCACCCCCAUCCCUGGGGGCCUUGGGUGAGUGGCCUGCUAAGGCCCCUCCUUGCCCAGACUACAGGGCUUAGGACUUGGUUUGUUAUUUCAGGGAAAAGGAGUAGGGAGUUCAUCUGGAGGGUUCUAAGUGGGAGAAGGACUAUCAACACCACUAGGAAUCCCAGAGGUGGGAUCCUCCCUCAUGGCUCUGGCACAGUGUAAUCCAGGGGUGUAGAUGGGGGAACUGUGAAUACUUGAACUCUGUUCCCCCACCCUCCAUGCUCCUCACCUGUCUAGGUCUCCUCAGGGUGGGGGGUGAGAGUGCCUUCUCUAUUGGGCACAGCCUAGGGUCUUGGGGGUCAGAGGGGAGAAGUUCUUGAUUCAGCCAAAUGCAGGGAGGGGAGGCAGAUGGAGCCCAUAGGCCACCCCCUAUCCUCUGAGUGUUUGGAAAUAAACUGUGCAAUCCCCUCA